UAAUGUAGUAGUUAUUUAUAUCAUCCACACAUAAUUUUGAAUACUAGUAACUUUUUAUAUCUUAGACAUGAUCUAAGGUGAAAUAUUGUCACAAGAACACUGCAGUGUAUUAGAAUUACUAUAAGAGAGAUUUAUGAAAAAUCCAAUCUACCAAAUUAUAUCAUUUAAUUUAAAGAUCCAUGGGUUCCAGUUUAUCAGUGUUAGCAUCAAUUGCAAUCCUCCGUAGCUCCAUAAACGACUUCGUUCCGCCAGAAGUCCGCAAUUACAUACUCGAAUUCACCCGCCGUUUCUCUUCCGAACUCACUGUCGUCGUUAAAGAAUCACACGAAGGCUCAACAAAUCAUCUCUUUAACGCAUUAGCUACCUAUCUCGGCAGCAGCGCCUCCACCAACUCAACUCCGCCUCCGCGGGUGGUCGUCGGCAAGAGCGAGAGCAUGAAAACACUCACCUACGGACUCGACAAAAACUCAGAAAUCACAGAUAUUUACGACGGAGUUCCGAUGAAGUGGUGUUACUACAUCGACGUUAACUCAGCUCUACACUUCGAGUUACGGUGGUAUCAGCUCAGAUUCCAUAAACGAUUCGCCGAGUUGGUGAAGAACAAGUAUCUGCCGUACAUUCUUGAAACGGCGAAGAGAAUUCAAGAUGUGAAUAAGGUGGUGAAAUUUUACACGACACGUGGCGGACGGGAUGGGUGGAGUUCGAAAGGGAUAAAGCUGGACCAUCCGAUGACAUUUGAGACUCUGGCGAUGGACGGUGAGAUGAAGCAACAAGUGAUGGAUGAUGUGGAUAAUUUUAUUAAGGGAAAAGAGUAUUAUAAGAAGAUUGGUAAAGUUUGGAAAAGAGGGUAUUUGCUAUAUGGUCCUCCAGGAACUGGGAAAUCAAGUUUGAUAGCUGCUAUGGCUAAUUAUUUGAAUUUUAAUAUUUAUAGUUUGAAUUUAUCGGCUAUUACUUCUGAUUCUGCACUUGAGAAUUUGUUGCUUCAUAUGUCCAAUCGAUCCAUUCUUGUUGUUGAGGAUAUUGAUUGCUCUGUUAUGUUGCAUAAUCGUCAAGCUCAGGAUCAUCAUCCAUCUGAUUCUUCUCGCCUGCCUCAGGUAACACUAUCAGGACUUCUGAAUGCAAUUGAUGGCCUAUUAUCCUGCUGUGGAGAUGAACGGAUUAUCGUCUUCACUACGAACUAUAAAGAUCGAAUCGAUCCUGCGUUGCUAAGAGCUGGUCGAAUGGACAUGCACAUUUGCUUAUCUUAUUGCACAUUUUCCACAUUCAAGCAGCUAGCAUCCAGUUACUUGGGUAUUUCGGAUCAUCGUCUCUUUUCUUGCAUUGAAAAGCUCAUUAAAGAGGUUCAAGUCAGCCCCGCUGACGUUGCCGGUCAGCUGAUGAAAACAAAAGACGCUAAGAGUUCUCUAAAUGGCUUGAUCAGAUUUCUAGAAAGCAUGAAACUAGAAGCGAAAUCCUCAGAACAAGACCGAGACUGUUUCAAUCAGAAGGAUGAGCACUCUCAGAAAUCCUCCAAGACCAUUGAUUCCGGUGAUAAUGUCCAUCAGAACGGACAUAAAUUCAAGUAUACAGUUAAGGAAGAAUUCAAGACUAUCCUUGAAAAUAUUCUGUCAGAGCAUGGAGAUAUUGCUGCCAAAUGCUCAAUGCAUUCUCUGCAAUGCCGUUCGUCCUUCUUGGAAAUUGUUUGCGGCAUCUACCUGAAGCUGCAAUCAUCAGAAAUAAAGAACAUAGCACAAGAGCAGCUAAAGUCCAUGUUACUUACUGUGCAUGAUCUUGAAUCAGUUCGACUAGAAGUUGGCUGGCUCAGUAAGAGGUUGAAUGAGAUUAUCGAGGCUACGCCACUAGUUGAACAACUGAAGACUGAAAAUGGUCAAGACAAAAAAUACUUGUAGUAUUCAAACAUGUAACAAAAGAAAAGGAAAAACUAGUAAGGUUGAUGAGAAAAAGAAAUAAAAUAAGCCAAGCCAGAUUAAAAAAGCUUAUCAACACCUCAAAAUCAAUUUUAGCCCAAUAGAAUAUAGUAUCAAUUGCAAUUAGGCAUUAUCAUUUCAGAUUCACAUCAA
Molecule: messenger RNA, 2060 nt
Organism: Mercurialis annua (annual mercury)
Lineage: Eukaryota; Viridiplantae; Streptophyta; Magnoliopsida; Malpighiales; Euphorbiaceae
Product: AAA-ATPase At3g50940-like
Exons: 3
Coding region: 180-1889 (569 amino acids)
Molecular function (GO): ATP hydrolysis activity; ATP binding
Source: RefSeq, a predicted model, not a curated record